CUUCAAUCUAGAAUCCAAUUUAUUCAGCUCUUCCAUGAUAUGAUGAGAAAUCCGGAUAUAGCCAGAAGUUAGAUGGAGAUAGUAAGCGGGGUUUGCGUCUAUUGGCAGGUAUCUCCGGCCCCCAUGCAACAUGACUGCUAUAAGAAGCCCAGUUCCUCAUUCCAGUCCAUCAAGUCUACAGUCUAUAUAUUUGAGAUACAAACAAUACUCGAAAUGUCUCGAAUUCUAGUUACCGGCGGAAGCGGCUUCCUUGGAGGCGUCGUGGUGGACACACUGCUGGCCCGCGGCCACUCGGUGGUGACGACGGUGCGGUCGGAGGAAAAGGCAGAGGCGAUGCGGGCUACGCGACCGGACAUCGCGCAGGACAGACUUUCGUUUAUGAUAGUGAAGGAUAUUGCGAAACUGGACGCGUUUGACGCCGCUGUGGUGUCCGAUCCGCCGUUCGACGUCGUCGUCCACACGGCCAGCCCCUUCCACUACGCCAUCACCGAUCUCCAGCGUGACAUGCUCGACCCCGCAGUCAACGGCACAGUAGGCAUCCUGCAGUCGAUCGUGAAGCACGCCCCGACCGUACGCCGCGUCGUCAUCACAUCCUCCUUUGCAGCCAUGUACAACGACGCCAAACCGGCGGGCUCAAAGUACUCCGAGGAAGACUGGAACCCCGUCACCCCCGAAACGGCUCUGGAUGCAGAAAACUCCCAGGCGGGAUACCGCUCCAGCAAGGCUUUGGCGGAAAAGGCGGCCUGGAAGUUUGUCGAAAAGCACAAGCCCAGCUUCACCCUUAGCAUGAUCAACCCGUCGUUGAUCUUCGGCCCGGUGUCAGCCUCGCUACGCUCCCUCGAUGAGAUCAACACUUCCAACGCGCGGAUCCGUGACUUCAUCCUUGGCAAAAGCAAGGACAAGUGUCCGCCCACGGGGAGCCAGUUCUGGGUCGAUGUGCGCGAUGUCGCGCUGGCGCAUGCCCUGGCUGCUGAAAAGCCCGAGGCCGGUGGUAAACGCUUCUUCCUGACCGCAGAUAACCUGUGCAACGCAGACGUCGUUGCCGUCAUCGCGGAGGAAUUCCCGGAUCUUGCCGCGGGACUGCCCAGCGGCGAUGCCCUUGCUGCCGGGCAGUUCCCUCCGGGGGGGCCCAAGUACGGCUUCGACACGUCCCGGUCAGUGAGGGAGUUGGGAUUGCAGUAUCGCACUCUAAGAGAGAGUAUUUCUGAUACGGUGAUGAGUAUCCAAGCAGCUCAGAAUCGUCUUUCACAAUGAGUAUCUACUCUUGAAAAGUUAUGACGUGAUCCCUUGAAAGUUUAUGAUAAUGAAGAGCGUGUGAUAUUGUAUUCAAAUCUAAAAUGACUAUUUACCCCGUCUGAAGACAUUCUAUACCAAAUGAAUAUCUAAGUAUACUUCAGACAUCCCCUCAAAUAAUUUUCCACCUGGGUAGU
This is a messenger RNA of Penicilliopsis zonata CBS 506.65, 1430 nucleotides long. RefSeq lists its product as hypothetical. The transcript has a single exon. The coding region runs from base 214 to 1254 and encodes 346 amino acids. Gene Ontology annotation, molecular function: oxidoreductase activity, acting on the CH-OH group of donors, NAD or NADP as acceptor. The record is from RefSeq and is a predicted model, not a curated record. Lineage: Eukaryota; Fungi; Ascomycota; Eurotiomycetes; Eurotiales; Aspergillaceae.